UCAAAUAAAAUAAACUUCGCCAAUGUAGACCGGUAAGUGCUUGUUUUUAUUGCUUAAACAUUUUAUGUCAUUACUUUCCACAGAACGCUAACAACUGUGCUUUAUUUAUUCAGAAACCCAAAUCAAAGAUCACGGCGUCCAGGAGGUUGUUCCUAAAGACAAAGAUGCUGAAGAAAGCAACCUCCAUGCUCGCGACUGAAAAAGAAGAGAAGAAGAUUGAGAGAGAGAACACCUUACGUGAAAGAGUGCCACCUUUGCAACUCUCCGGUUUGUCCGUUCAAGAGCUUCAGGCUAUUUGCAAAGAGCUUCAUCAGAAGAUUGAUGUUGUAGAUGAGGAGAGGUAUGAUAUCUUGGCCAAGGUGACCAAAAAUGAAAAAGAGAUUACAGAUUUGAAUAUAAAGAUUACUGGACUUCGAGGUAAAAUGAAGAGACCCGCUCUUAGGAGGGUGAAGAUCUCUGCUGAUGCCGUGUUAGGCGCUCUUCUAGGCUCCAGGGUCAAAGAAUCGGUGGAUUUCAAAGCAAACCUUAAGACGGUGAAGAAAGAAGAGGAGAAGAAAGAAGAGGUAACAGAUUGGCGUAAGAACGUGGAAGCCAUGACUGGAAUGGAGGGCAGGAAGAAGCUAUUUAAUGCCGGUCAAUAGAGGAUAACAGCUGCAUCAGAUCUGACAUCAUUAGCCAUUAAUACCAGAAAAUCCUGUGAAACUGAAAAAGCAAUGCAGAGCAAUGCCGCCGCGAGUUUAUGUAUAGAAGUCUAUUGUGACUAUACCCUUUGAAGUAUUGUUACGCUUAGGGUCAUGACCUGACAUUAUUUUAGUUUAUAGAGGCGCUACUUGUUUUCAAAGAUAUCUACAUGACAUGUCUUAAAGACUUAAAAAACUUAAACCUCAAUACCACCACUUCUUAUUUACAAUUCUUCUGUGAUGUCUUAUCUCAAAAAUAAAUAUAGAUAAAAAAAACUAAAUGUUUGGUCUUUAACUUGCAUCUGUGAACUUCAAAGGUUAAGCACUCAAGAUGUUUGAAAACAAAACAAGUAGCCUUUGACCUUGCCAUGCACCUUUGUCUAUUUAAAGGGACAGUUCCCAUAAAAAUGAAAAAUCUGUCACCGUUUACUCACCCUCAUGUUGUUCUUAACCUAUAUGGGUUUUUAUUUUAUUUUGAUGAACGCCAAAAGAAGAUAUUUUGAUAAAUGAUGGUAAGCAGACAGAUGCCGUAACCAUUGACUUCCAUAGUAAGAAAACAAAUAUUAUGGAUGUAUUGUGAUAAAUGAU
This is a messenger RNA of Misgurnus anguillicaudatus (oriental weatherfish), 1268 nucleotides long. RefSeq names its product troponin I, slow skeletal muscle. Gene Ontology annotation, cellular component: troponin complex. Gene Ontology annotation, biological process: cardiac muscle contraction; skeletal muscle contraction. NCBI's taxonomy places the organism in Eukaryota, Metazoa, Chordata, Actinopteri, Cypriniformes, Cobitidae. The record is from RefSeq and is a predicted model, not a curated record.